Erinaceus europaeus (western European hedgehog) is the source of this 2290-nucleotide messenger RNA. It is a transcript of the gene ABCD4, whose product is annotated as ATP binding cassette subfamily D member 4. Gene Ontology annotation, molecular function: ATP binding; long-chain fatty acid transmembrane transporter activity; ABC-type transporter activity. The coding region runs from base 136 to 1956 and encodes 606 amino acids. Gene Ontology annotation, cellular component: peroxisomal membrane. Lineage: Eukaryota; Metazoa; Chordata; Mammalia; Eulipotyphla; Erinaceidae. The record is from RefSeq and is a predicted model, not a curated record. The transcript has 19 exons. Gene Ontology annotation, biological process: very long-chain fatty acid catabolic process; peroxisome organization; fatty acid beta-oxidation.
GCCGACUUCCUCUCUAUCCGCCCGUCUCUGUGGUCGCCGGGCCCCGCCCCGCCCCUCUCAGGCGGCCCCGGGCCGCGGACUCCGCCCGGAGCGGGCAGGCGGGAGCGGCGGCGCCGGGGUCGGGCGAGCCGGGUCAUGGCGGCCCCCGGGUCCGCGCCGCGGGCAGGCGCCAGGCCCAGGCUAGAUGUGCAAUUUCUCAAGCGGUUCCUACAGAUACAGAGGGUUUUAUUUCCCUCUUGGUCAUCACAGAAUGCCUUGAUGUUCCUGACCCUUUUGUGUGUGGCCCUACUGGAACAAUUGGUGAUCUACCAGGUUGGCCUGAUUCCCAGUCAGUACUAUGGAGUCCUGGGAAACAAAGACUUGGAUGGGUUUAAGAGCCUGACGUUCCUGGCUGUUGUGCUCAUCGUCCUCAACUCCAUGCUGAAGAGCUUUGACCAGUUCACCUGCAACCUGCUGUAUGUGAGCUGGAGGAAGGACCUCACCGAGCACCUCCACCAGCUCUACUUCCGGGGCCGCGUGUACUACACCCUCAAUGUGCUGCGGGAUGACGUGGAUAACCCGGACCAGCGCAUCAGCCAGGACGCGGAGCGUCUGUGUCGGCAGCUCAGCAGCAUGGCCAGCAAGCUCAUCAUCUCCCCCUUCACCCUGGUCUAUUACACUUCCCAGUGCGUCCAAAGCACGGGCUGGCUCGGGCCUGUGAGCAUCUUCGGCUAUUUCAUCCUGGGGACCAUAGUGAACAAAAUGCUGAUGGGCCCCAUUGUGGCGAAGCUGGUGCAGCAGGAGAAGCUGGAAGGGGAUUUCAGGUUCAAGCACAUGCAGGUCCGCGUGAAUGCCGAGCCUGCCGCUUUCUUCAGAGCCGGGCAUGUGGAGCACAUGAGGACAGACCGCAGGCUGCAGAGACUCCUUCAGACCCAGAGGGAGCUGAUGUCCAAGGAGCUCUGGCUGUACAUCGGCAUCAACACGUUUGACUAUCUGGGCAGCAUCCUGAGCUACGUGGUGAUCGCCAUCCCCAUUUUCAGUGGCGUCUAUGGAGAUUUGAGCCCCACAGAGCUCAGCACCCUGGUCAGCAAGAACGCCUUCGUGUGCAUCUACCUCAUCAGCUGCUUCACCAGACUCAUCGACCUCUCCACCACGCUCUCGGAUGUGGCCGGUUACACUCACAGGAUCGGGGAGCUCCAGGAGGCUCUGCUGGACAUGUCCCUGAAGUCGCACGAUGGUGAGACCCCGGAUGACAGCGAGUGGGACUUAGACAGGACCCCACGAUGGCCGGCAGCAGGGCCAGCGGACACGGCUUUUGUCCUUGAGCGGGUCUCCAUCACUGCGCCCUCCUCCGACAAGCCCUUAAUCAAGGAUUUGAGUCUGAAGAUCUCCGAGGGGCAGAGUCUGCUCAUCACGGGCAACACGGGCACCGGCAAGACCUCCUUGCUCCGAGUUCUGGGUGGCCUUUGGGCGAGCAGCCGGGGUUCAGUGCAGAUGCUGACAGAUUUUGGCCCCCAUGGGGUGCUGUUCCUGCCGCAAAAGCCCUUUUUCACCGAUGGGACUCUUCGGGAGCAGGUGAUUUACCCACUGAAGGAGAUCUACCCAGAUUCAGGUUCAACUGAUGAUGAGAGAAUCCUGAGGUUCUUGGAGUUGGCCGGCCUGUCCAGCUUGGUGGCGAGGACAGAGGGUCUGGACCAGCAGGUGGACUGGAACUGGUACGAUGUUCUCUCCCCGGGGGAGAUGCAGAGACUCUCCUUUGCUCGCCUCUUCUACCUGCAGCCCAAGUACGCAGUGCUGGACGAAGCCACCAGCGCCCUGACUGAGGAGGUGGAGAGUGAACUGUACCGCACUGGCCAGCAGCUGGGCAUGACAUUCAUCAGCGUGGGACACCGGCACAGCCUUGAGAAGUUUCAUUCCUUGGUUCUGAAACUCUAUGAAGAAGGAAGCUGGGAGCUGACGAGGCUCAAAGUGGAGUGAAGCCCAGAUGUGGUCGGCCGCUUGCAGCAGAGCCCAGCUCAGGCAGCUCUGCAGCCCCAGGAGAGACCCAGAGGCCCAGGGGUGCGUCCGCCUCUCGGGUCCUUGGUGGGGAAUGCUGGGAGCUCUUGGUGCUGCCAGACCUCAGCUCAUGUCAAGCACUGAGGACUUUCAAAUGCCUUCAGGUUGUGUUUUCUAGAGAAAAACCUUUGAGUGCAAACUCUAAGAAAUGAGUCAAAGAACACUGGAUUUGAAAGCCAGAAAUCUGUUGAAAUCAACUUAAAUUUUGCAACCAUAGAUUUUUAACUUUAAUAAAUCAACCAUUUAAAAUGCAUAA